UUGUGUUUAGCCGGUUUGUCCUGCUCGGCGCAACAGCGCUGUGAGUGAGUCUGUCUGGUGAAAAUGGCGUCGGUGGAAGACUUAUCGGACAGUGAGCUGCGGAAAAAGUUGAUUGAACAUGGAUUCGAAGCGCCCCCUGUCACGGGCACAACCCGUAAGCUUAUGGAGAAGAAGCUGAUGGCGUUGAUGUCAUCGAAAGGCAAGCCCAGCAAAACCGCCUCCCCCGCCCCGAAAGUGAACCGUACCCUAUCCCGCUUCAGCUCCGCCGAGGAGGACAGCGACGAUGCUCUGUCCAAUGCUCGUCGUAAAAGUAUGCCGGCCCCUCAGGCCGUCAAGAGGAAGUCCAUGGGGCGGUCCGCGAGGGCCGCGGAGGCCGCGGCGAGGGAGGCUCAGGUGGCGGAUAACCUCCUCAUGCCCAGCCCGCCGCCCCCGGCCGCGGCCGCGACCCAACCGGCCAGGGGCAGGUACUCAAUGAAUGAGGCGGCCCUCAGGAAGAAUGCCAUCCCCCUGUCAGCCGCCCUGCCGACACCCCCUCGCAACACGCGCAAGUCCAUCGCAACGUCGUCCCCGCUCAGGCCAUCCCUGAGGCACCCCGUUGGCAAUGGGUUCGACUCUGGGUCCGACUCGGACGUGCCCGUCCCUUCCAUCAGUAGUGUGAGGUUAAGUACCAGUCCUCGCAAAUCACCCCUCCAGGAUGAUAGUCAGGACGACGAGGAAGAGGAUGACGAUGACAAGCCCAUUGCAACACUGCUGUCCAACCUCUCCGACAGAUUUUUGCCAAACAGUGGAACAGCAAGACUGAGCUCUCCAGAAUUUAGUAAUGUCAAGCAUCGCAUGAAUAUUGGAAAAGAUUCAAGCCCAGAUGUCACAGAUGCACCAUUCCUAUCUGCAUUUGCCCGUCGGUUGUCUCAGCUAAAAGCACAACCUAUUGGCUCCCCAUUCAAUGGUGAUUCAUACGACAAUGUAAAAGAGUCUGACGCAAGUAGCGAUGAUAGUGUGUCUGCAUCCACUCCACCAAAUGGUCAUUAUUAUAGGCGCAGUUUGGCAGGGCCAACUAGGGUACCAAUGAGAAGAAUCGAUCCUUCAAGAUCAUUCAAAACAUCUGAAGAAACAGUAAGCUUCUGGAAUAACUCUCAUGUGAUGUCAUCUGUAAUUAUUGGCUGCUUUGUGCUCUGUGCCAUUGUUCUGGUUACACUGUAUGUAAAUGUGGCAUCUAAAGAAUCCGCUAAUAAUCUAAUAGAAGAAAGCUCUGUUGGAAAUGUCUACAAUAUUUGCAAGGAAUCUCCUGGUGAUGAUGUUCCUGGUGUUACUUGUGUAACAAAAAGUGGUGUUGCACCAGCAAUGAAAAUUUUUGAAAAUGUUUUCCUUGAUUUAAUGAGCCAAGCUGUGAAGUCAGAAUGUGGUCCAUCCCUUCAUGAUGGAUCAUAUCCAGCACCUUACCUCACUGAGCGUGAAACUGUUCAGGCAGUUGUAGAGCAUCAAGGAUUGAGCAUCUGGGAAGCUGAAGAACAAGUUGCCAAUCUGAUAGUACUUCUAUCUUCCAAUCCUCAUUGGGGAGUUUCAGUCCUGGAUAACGUUGUAAGACAUCCAGAUAAAACUAAGCUGCAAGUCUCAAGUCCUAAAAUUCCCUGGAAAUGUAUUCUAAAGAAUAAGUUGUUUUCAUUACUGAGUUCAGGCUUGUUUAUCAUGUGCGGUUUUUUUGCUCUUUAUGGAGUAUGGCGUGGGGUUCAAUGGUGGAUGUGUGCUCGUCGAAAGCAACAGCAAGACGUUUACCACUAUGUUGAGAGAAUCAUUGAAUACCUAUCAAGCCAACAUCAAAACACAGGCGAAAGUGCUUAUGUUCCUGUAAUUCAUGUCCGUGAUCAGCUAAUCCCCCCUCAGAGUCGUGAAAAGUUAAAAUCUAUUUGGGAUGCUGCUGUUGCCUUCAUUGAUAAGAAAGAGUCACGUGUUCGAGAAGAAAUUCAGCCUGUUAAUGGCGAGGACUAUAAAGUGUGGCGUUGGCUUCCUCCCAAGCUGAACUCCUCAGUUGCAAGCUCGUCAGCAGGGUCUCCUUCAACGAGUCCUCAGCCUAGACAUCGUCAGGUUUGGCAAGGUAAAGCUUUCGGACUCACAGACAAAAGUGUUAAUAGUUUGGCCAAUCCUCCUACUCCUUGCCUGAAGAUUCGUCACAUGUUUGACCCUGACAUGGAAAGUGGGGAGAAUUGGCAACUUCAAGUACAAGAUGCAAUCCUUGAAAAGUGCUUGAAUGCAAAAAUUCUACACAUUCAUGUUGAUAAAUCAUCCAAAGAGGGGUGUGUUUAUGUGAAAUGUGCAUCUGAUGAUGAUGCUGGAAAAGCUUAUCAAGCUCUACAUGGAUCUUGGUUUGACAGUCAAUUGGUUACUGUCAAAUAUCUGAGGCUGGAACGCUACCACGAGCGCUUUCCAAAUGCUGCCAAGGCUAAAGAUCCAAUGCGGCCAUCAAACAACUUGCGGCUUUCCUUGCAGGCAGCUGAUGAUGACUAGAUGUAACUCAGCUUGAUGAACUUGGGGCAUAUCUUUCUUGUUCCAUAAAAUGAUUUAUUCUUGAUUCUAAUUUAUGUUCUACCUACUUACUACCUGUGAAGCACAAUAAACAAGUCAUAAUUGCAAUGUAGGAAAGUGCUGCAAAUUUUAUCAAAGUUAUUGUAGUUGUUAAAGAACUGCAAUUUUAAUUUGCUCUUCUUUGUAAUUGUACAGUAUGAGCAUUUGUGUGGUAUUUGCACUUUUUGCAGGGUACUUAGCUUGUAUUUUCUUAAAGUCAUAACUUUGGUAAACUCCUUAAUUUAUAAGGUUUCUUAUUUCAUUAAGCUUUUAAAAUUCAAUAAUAAAUUAAAUCGUUAGGCAUCUUUCAUGAUAGUUUGCCACUUCAUUAUUAAAAUGUUCCUGUGAUAGCUUUUUAAAGUUAGUGCAUAGGUAUUUGGAAUUGUAGAUUGUGGUAAUUUUUAUCUUUCAUGAAUAGCUUUGCUUUGAAUUUGUCUGACAUAUCCUACUACUUGUCCUUAAGUUUUCUGAAAAGUUUAGAGCCAUACAGUAUGUAGUAGUCUGGUUUGAGUUUUGUUAAGGUCAGAUUGAAGUUAAUCUUUUUUAUUCUAUUUCAUGUAAUAAACCUAGACCGAAACACCAUAGUCAUGAGGAGGCUACCAUAGAAAUCAGCAUUGAUUAGGACCUUGUUGUGCAAAUAUCUAACAUUAGCUGUGGUGUUCAUUGUGCCUUGUUUUAUGUUUUGUCAUAGUGUGUUGUACUUGAUGUAAUGUAAGAAUAGACUUAAGCCCAGGUUAUAUAGCCUAGCUUUUGGAUCUAUGUCUCCUGUAUUAUCUAUCUGUACAUUUGUUACUUCAGUUUCAUUUAUGUGUUAAAAGAAGCAUGGCAUUGUUAACUUCUUAAUUUGACCCAUGGCUGGAUUUCUCUUUGCCUCGUUAUUUUAUAUAAUAAUCUGUCACAUUUUCAUUUUAAGGUUUUUAUUUUUAUCUUCAUCAAAACUGUACUUAGAAAUCAUUCUUUGUUCUUCUGUUUGAUUUUUCCAAUUGGAAAUUGUUUGACUGUUUUUCCUAAUUUAGUCUUAAGACUGAAAGAACUUUGUUUUUAAAACUCAUUCUGACUUCACUUUUGAUUCCUUGUUUAAAUAAAAUCCAUUUUCUGAGCCAGUUAAA
Messenger RNA from Frankliniella occidentalis (western flower thrips), 3668 nucleotides. It is a transcript of the gene MAN1, whose product is annotated as inner nuclear membrane protein Man1. Gene Ontology annotation, cellular component: nuclear inner membrane. The transcript has 12 exons. Gene Ontology annotation, biological process: negative regulation of BMP signaling pathway; nuclear envelope organization. Gene Ontology annotation, molecular function: chromatin DNA binding. Lineage: Eukaryota; Metazoa; Arthropoda; Insecta; Thysanoptera; Thripidae. The record is from RefSeq and is a predicted model, not a curated record. Bases 64 to 2502 code for a protein of 812 amino acids.